Molecule: messenger RNA, 5016 nt
Organism: Nannospalax galili (Upper Galilee mountains blind mole rat)
Lineage: Eukaryota; Metazoa; Chordata; Mammalia; Rodentia; Spalacidae
Gene: Bag4
Product: BCL2 associated athanogene 4
Exons: 5
Coding region: 201-1568 (455 amino acids)
Biological process (GO): protein stabilization
Cellular component (GO): cytosol; nucleus; membrane
Molecular function (GO): protein-folding chaperone binding; adenyl-nucleotide exchange factor activity
Source: RefSeq, a predicted model, not a curated record
GCUCGCUUUGCCGUCCUGCCGAGGGGCCGGGGGAGGAGCACGAUACGCCAGCCUUGGCGCUCGGAGGGUGGGGCGGGGCCGGCCGGGAUUGGCUGCUGGCGUCCGACCCGCUUCGGGCCUUGCCAGUGCCGGUCGUCCGCCGGCGCCUGCGCGAUGGGCGGGCCGUGGGGGGCGGGAAGCGCUUCGCGGCCGCGGAGCCGAUGUCGGCCCUGAGGCGCUCGGGCUACGGCCCUGGUGACGGCCCCUCCUACGGCCGCUACUACGGGCCGGGGGGAGGCGACGUCCCGGUGCACCCACCUCCGCCGCUGUACCCUCCGCUGCGCCCCGAGCCGCCGCAGCCCCCCGUUUCCUGGCGCGGACGCGGGGGCGCCCCGGCCGAGACCACCUGGCCCACGGAAGGCGCGGGUGGCGACGGCUACUACCCUGGAGGCGCCUGGGCAGAACCGGGCCGCGCCGGCGGGGGCCCCCAGGACCAGUCACCAUAUCCUGGCUAUAAUUCUAACUACUGGAAUUCUGCACGACCUAGACCCCCAUACCCAGGUACAUACCCUGUGAGGCCAGAGUUGCAAAACCAGAGUUUGAAUUCUUAUACAAAUGGAGCAUAUGGCCCACCAUACCCUCCUGGCCCUGGAGUAAAUACUGCCUCAUACUCUGGGGCUUAUUAUGUACCUGGCUAUACUCAAAGCAGUUACUCCACAGAUGUUCCAGGUACUUAUCGUUCACCUGGUAACAGCCCAACCCCAGUCUCUCGUUGGAUCUAUCCUCAGCAGGACUGUCAAACUGAACCACCUCCUCUUAGGGGGCAGGUUCCAGGAUAUCCUACUUCACAGAAUGCUGGAAUGACCUUGCCCCAUUAUCCUUAUGGGGAUGGUAACCGUACUGUGCCACAGUCAGGACAGACUGUCCGACCGCAAGAAGAUGCAUGGGCUUCUGGUGCUUAUGGGAUGGGUGCCCGUUACUCCUGGCCCUCAGCUACACCCUCAGCACCACCUGGGAAUCUCUACAUGACAGAAAGUGUCUCACCAUGGCCUGGCAGCAGUUCUCCUCAACCACCUCCAUCACCACCACCCCAGCAACCUAAGGACCCCUCAUACCCCUAUAGCCAGUCGGAGCAAGGUGUGAGCCGACACAACUUUCCUUGCAGUGUCCAUCAGUACGAAUCUUCGGGAGCAAUGAACAAUGAUGAUUCAGACCUUUUGGAUUCUUCAGUCCAGUAUAGUGCCGAGCCUCAGCUAUAUGGUACUGCCACCAAUGAGCAUCCCAGCAAUCAGGUUCAGAGUAAUAAUCUUCCUGAAGAGUGUUUGUCUUCAGAUGAAGGCACUCCUCCAAGUAUUAAAAAAAUCAUACAUGUGCUGGAGAAGGUCCAGUAUCUUGAGCAAGAAGUAGAAGAAUUUGUAGGAAAAAAGACAGACAAAGCAUACUGGCUUCUGGAAGAAAUGCUGACAAAGGAACUUUUAGAACUGGAUUCUGUUGAAACUGGGGGCCAGGACUCUGUCCGUCAGGCCAGGAAAGAGGCUGUUUGUAAGAUCCAGGCCAUACUGGAAAAAUUAGAAAAAAAAGGAUUAUGAAUGAUUUAGAGUAAAGGGUAAGCCUGUUACUAACUUGGCCAAAGAACUCUUGAAUUUGGGUAGUUACCAUGUUUUUGAAAUGCUUGUUGUGAUGAGAAGCAACACAUUCCAACUUUCCCUUGUCUUAAGACUUGGGAGGAAAAAAAUUUUGAAAAGCUGGUGAAGGGAUGGAAGAACACUUUAGUUAUGAGUUUUGUUUUUGUUUUUUUUCAAUUUUCAGAUGAAUGAACAUGAUAGGAAAUUGAAAUUAUCAAUAUUGUCAAGUAGACCCACUCCUUAAGAAAUUCAUGGGUAUUUGUAGGCUGCUGCCUAUCAGCAGGAGGGAACUACACUUUAAGUAACAGGCUAUUGGAAAUAGAGACAAACAAACAGACUGGAUUGUCACAUUUCUGUAUAUUGUGACUGCAUAUACUUUAUGUGUAAAUUAUAGCUUAGACUUUAGCUUUCUUGGCCCUCUGUUUUGUUUUGUUGUUUUCAGUUCACAAAUACAGUAAUUAUUCUACUUCUUGGUACAUUUUGUAGAUCAUGUUCUCUAUAAUUAAACAUUGACAGCCAGAUCGAAGGGCCGUUCUGAAUGAGUUUCUAUCCUUUUGCCACUUGCAGUGUGUAGUGAGUUCCUCAAGUAAACUGUUUGUCUCUCUCUUUGUGUAGCUUGUUAGCGUUCUUCCCCCUUCUGUUUUCAUAGUAGUAGGGGAGGUGAAUUUGGAAAUUACAGUAACACAAGUAUGGAAAUGGUUGUGGACAUUUUAUUUCUUUGCUUUUUUCAUUGUAUUUGGAUAAAGAUCCACUUUAAAGUUACUUUUUUAUGAAGUUUAUCUUUUCACUAUUGCUGCUUCUAUAAUAGUCUUAUGAUAAAAACAGAUAGAAAAUUAAAUGCCACAGUGAGUAGAAAUAAUUACUACAAAAAGUAACAAUUGCUGGGUGUGGUGGCACACGCUUUUGAUCCCAGCACUCAGGAGGCAGAGGCAGAGGCAGGCAGAUCUCUGUGAAUUCAAGGCCAGCCUGGUCUACAUACUGAGUUCCAGGACAGCUAGGGCUACAGGGAGACCCUGUCUCAAAAAGACCCCCCCCAAAAGUAACAAUUAUGAUUAUUUAACAAUAUCAUUCUCAUUUAAAUAGUUUCUGUGGGGAGAGAUAUCAGCUCAGUUUAUAGCUGAUAAAGGAAAGGGAGUUCAUGCUCAGGGAGUCAGCCACAGCUAGAGUAGAAAAUCUGUCAUGUUCUUCUAAUUUAGAUUUGGUCUUUAUUUCACAAAUUUCAUAGGCUGCCUGUUUCAUAAAAAGGUGUUUAUUACUAUUAAUAAGAGUCAUUUUAGAGCCAGUUUAAGAAAGAGAUAUUGAAAGGGUCACAACUGGCCUUGCUUGGUUAUGUAUAUGUUGUUAUAUGAGACAGGUAAAAAUUUACCUUUUAAAUUUAAAGAGAAGUCUAGUUUACAGAUCUACUUUUACAAAAACUGCAGUUUCUUAGUAAGAUAUAAACAUGCGCUUUUCUAGAUUAGCAGGCAUAUAUAUUAGUGAUACUGAAUCUGUAGCCAUCUCUUCUAUAUAUAUAUACUACUCAUACUUAAACAUUAUAUGAUGAGAUGAACUGAAAACAAUGCUUGAGGAAUGGGGAUGAAGCUAAGUUAGUAGAGUGUUUACCUAAUAUGUAUGAAGCUCUGUGUUCAAUCAUAGUCCUGCAUAAACCAGGCAUGGUGUUCGGUACCAAUAGUCUCAGCACUUGGGAGAUAGAAGCAGGCAGAUCACAAGUUCACGGUCAUCCUCAGCUAUAUGGUGAAUUCAAGACUAGUCUGGGUUACAUGAGAUCUUGUCUCAAAAAUCAAAAAUAUUGGCUAGGUUUUAUGUUUUGGAUGAAUGAUUCAAGAUGUGAUCAUUUUAUUAUAGAAUUCUCUCAUUUUAUUACAGAAUUUUCUUUCAAAAAAUACUCCUUUAUUUUUUGAGACAGAAGUUCAUGUAGUAUCCCAGUCUGACCUUGAAGUUGCUGAGUUGCUGAGGAUGACCUUGAAUUUCUGAUCCUGCUGCCUCCACCUCUAGUACAGAUGUGUGCCUGGUUUAUGUGGUGCUGGGGAUCAAAUCCAGGGUUUUGUACAUCUAGGCAAGCACUAUACUAAGCUACAGUCCUAGUCCUCAUUCUCUUACUUUUGGCCCAAUAGAGAAAUGUUUUUUAAAAAGUUUUCUAUAAAAAUCGACAAUUAUACUUCAGAAUAAAAAUUUAGGAGGAGAGACCAGGCAUGGUGGCACAUGCCUUUAAUCCAGAGGCAGGUGGAUCUCUGUGAGUUCCUGGCCACCCUGCUCUACAUAGUGAGUUCCAGGCCAGCUGGGGCUACCGGGAGACCCUGUCUCAAAAAGAUAAAAAAGAAAGAAAAUUUAGGACGAGAAUCCUUAAGGCUGUUAUCAGUGAAGACAGUGACAAAUUUAAAAGAAAGUUUCUGCUUAGCUUACUGACUGCCCAAGAUGCCAAUUUCCACAAAUUCUUAAUUUUUAUAUAUAUGUACAAGUGUUAUGCACAAAUAUACAUACAUACACAUGUAUAUAUCUUAAGUUAUUUUUAAACUAUUAACAUGAUUUUAAACUUACAUAGGAGUUGUAAAAAUAGAUUUCCUGUGUACCCUUCAUCUACCUUCCCCUUAUUUUGACACCUUACUUAACUAAAACAUUUGUCAAAAUUAAGAAGUUAAUCUUGUUAUAAUGCUACUGAUAUUAACUAAAGUAGGGAGCUAAACGUAGACAUUUUAUUAGUCUUUUUACCGGUAUCCUCUUAAUUGUCCUGGAUCCCGUUCUGCAUUUAGUUGUUGUCUCCACAUGGUCUUCCAAUCUGUGACAGUAUCAUAGGCGAUACCUGAUGCUAUGAUGUAUUUCUGGUGUUGUUUACACUGAGCACUAUGCUAACGUGGUGUCUGCUAGGACUCUACUGUAAGGGUCCAUAUUUUCCUUUGUAAUUACUAAAUAUUUGCUAGAGAUACUCUGAGACUAUGCAAAUGUCCUGUUUGUGCUUCAGUCUGCCUUCCUUUGGCUGUCGGCAGAUGUGCUUGUGGCAGUUACCACUGCGGUGUUCAGAUGGCGAUUUUCUACUUCUCUCAUUUCUGAUACAUGUAAUAACUGGAAUUCUGUAAGGAAGAGUUGUGGCUUCUGGAUUUAUAUUUUUAAUUAUGAUGAGAUAUGCAGGAUAGGUACACACUUAACUUAGCUAUAAACAAUGUUACAAUGAUUCCAGAUACCAGUAUCAAAGAAAGCGAAGUUGGCAACCUGUCUUUGAAAAUGUAAUAAAUUUAAGAGGGAAAAUAGUAUUUAUGAUUUGUAAAAUUUGUUCAGCUUUUGACAUAAUACUGACUUGAAACGAAGUCAAUUUUCUUUUGAAACUUCACAUCUAGACUUUUUUAAAGUGUCUAAAUUUAUAUUACUUUGGAGAUCAUUUUUGUCAAAAAUCUUGAAUAAAGUUACCUAGACCUUG